Messenger RNA from Penicillium atrosanguineum, 1689 nucleotides. Its product is annotated as putative MFS transporter. The record is from RefSeq and is a predicted model, not a curated record. Gene Ontology annotation, biological process: transmembrane transport. NCBI's taxonomy places the organism in Eukaryota, Fungi, Ascomycota, Eurotiomycetes, Eurotiales, Aspergillaceae. The coding region runs from base 1 to 1689 and encodes 562 amino acids. The transcript is spliced from 6 exons. Gene Ontology annotation, molecular function: transmembrane transporter activity.
AUGGGUCUGGGAGUGCUGGAUACGAAGACCGAGCAGGUGCCUGGUACCUCCAACAUCUACGAGCAAGACCACGGUUCAAGCGAUCAGGUGCCCCGUAUUUCGCAUCUCAAGUAUGACCGCACCGGUAAAGUGCCGACUAUUCUCGUGCCACAACCGAGCGAUGAUCCCAACGACCCACUGAAUUGGCCAUUAUGGAGGCGCGACCUCAUUCUGGGCAUUCUGUCCUUCGUGACAGUGCUCUGCACUACGCUCAGCUCCAUCAUGGCUGCCAAUACCGUCACUAUCGCAGACUAUGAGAAUAUUACAUUCGAAGCGGCUGCACUGUUGACCGGGUAUCACCUGUGCGGCGUGGGUGUUGCCGGGAUUCUUAUCGUUCCUACAGCGCGUGUCUGGGGCAAGCGUCACCUUUUCCUUCUCGGGCACGUCUUGAUGAUUGUGAGUUGUAUAUGGGCUGGUGCCAGUGGGACAAAUGAGGCUAGCCUUUUGUGGGCUCGUGUCUUCCAGGGAGUCGCUCUGGCGCCAUUUGAAGCACUAGUCAAUGCCUGUGUCGGUGAUCUAUACUUUGUCCAUGAGCGAGGAAAGCGGAUGGCAGUGUCCAACGUGGCUCUGUUCGGCGCUGCCUUUUUGACCCCGGUCUUCGUCGGAAAAAUCAGCAAGUCUCUCGGCUGGCAGUGGUCCUUCUAUUUCGUGGCAAUAUUCCUUGCAGCCUCGCUUCCGCUUAUGAUUGUGUUCGUGCCGGAGACUGCGUACCGGCGCCCGGACUAUCUCAACACGGACUUCAAACAUAAGCGGGACCAUGCCGAGUCGACAAACUCGGAUAUACCAUCUGAUUACAACCCCAAUGAAGAAUCUAAAGCAUUCGUCCCAGGAGUCGGAGAGCAUGGGACUUCUCGAACUGAAGUUUCUGCGGAAACCAUUCCAGAGAAAGACUCUCUUAUGAAAUCUAUGAGGCUCUUCAAUGGACGAAAGACAGAUGAGAACUUCUUCAAGCUGCUUUUGCGCCCGUUUCCUCUCUUUUUCUUCCAUCCAGGAAUCAUGUUUGCUUGUUUGAUCCAAGGUGUCGUUAUUGGCUGGGCCGUGUUUAUCGGUGUCGUUUUAGCAAUUGUCUUCCUCGGUCCGCCACUAUGGUUCGAAGAAGACAAGACAGGAUAUCUGUAUACUGGAGCUUUUAUAGGGGCUAUGAUCGGCCUGGUGCUCUCGGCUGUUCUCACUGACUUCAUGACCAAGACCAUGAUCAGACUUAACCGCGGCAAAUAUGAGCCAGAGUUCCGCCUGCUAUUGGUGGCGUUCCAACUCAUCUUUGCCUGUAUGGGUCUUUACGGGUUCGGUUGGACAGCCAGUGAUGUGACAAAAUAUCACUGGCUACUGCCUGAUGUGUUCUUUGCGUUUUUGAUCAUCGGCAUGGUGAUGGGCGCAGUCGCUGCCUCGCUUUAUAUCGUCGAUGCCCAUCGUGAGAUCGCCGUUGAGGCAUUUACUUGCCUACUUGUUUUCAAGAACAUGUUCAGCUUUAUUCUGACCUUUUAUGCCUACGACUGGUUUGCUCAUGGCGGUAUCAAACACACCAUGAUAGUCAUCGGCAGCAUUCAAGUUGGCAUCUGUGCCUUGAGUGUUCCUAUGUAUGUCUUCGGAAAGUGGAAUAGGCUGCUCGUUGCACGGUAUGAUAUUCUCGAAAUCCUGCACCUCUGGUGA